Messenger RNA from Sitodiplosis mosellana (orange wheat blossom midge), 567 nucleotides. It is a transcript of the gene RpL28, whose product is annotated as 60S ribosomal protein L28. Gene Ontology annotation, molecular function: structural constituent of ribosome. Gene Ontology annotation, cellular component: ribosome; cytosolic large ribosomal subunit. The record is from RefSeq and is a predicted model, not a curated record. Bases 71 to 484 code for a protein of 137 amino acids. The transcript has 5 exons. NCBI's taxonomy places the organism in Eukaryota, Metazoa, Arthropoda, Insecta, Diptera, Cecidomyiidae. Gene Ontology annotation, biological process: translation.
UGACUUGAGUUCGCCAUACUAUUUCCUUUUUCUUUUCGACAUUUGCCACUAUCACACUAAGGGAUAAAAAAUGGCCUCACCUGAUUUGAACUGGUUGAUCGUCCGCAACAACAACUCAUACUUGUUGAAAAAACGCGAGAUCAAGAAACCAUUCAGCACGGAAGCAAACAACCUUAAAAAUGUAAGCUCAUUCCGUUACAGUGGUUUGGUGCAAAAGAAAACCGUUGGUGUUGUUCCAGCUACCGACAAGAAAGGUUUCACAGUUGUCUUGAAGACCAAGAAGAACGAAAACAAACCAGCCAAGAACACAUACAAAAUUGCAUUCAACCAAGGUGCACGCAGUUCAUUGAAGAAGUUGCGAAACACUUUGGUCCACAACCACUACCGCAAUGACCUCAAACAGGCUGCUGUUCGCCGUGCUAGCGCUUUGUUGAGAUCACAACGGGCACCAAAACCCAAGAAGGCCGCCGCCAAGAAAGAAUAAACAUGAUUUCAAAGAAUGUCUCUUCUUUUUAAAAUCGAAAAUAUGAAAUAAAAAAACAACAACAGAAAUUCCAUCAUUUCUAA